AUGGGUCAAGACAUAACUGAAUUGAAAUCCUUUAAGGAAGAAGUAAAUUCUAACUUGCAAAACCAAGGAGCUGCCAUCCAGAAGCUAGAAAAUCAAAUUGGGUAUUUGUCUAAGCAAACCCCUGGGCCAAGUGUUUCUCAUGCUGCCAAGGCUAUUGCAAGGGAAGAAUGUAAGGCCAUAACCCUCAGAAGUGGAAAGAAGCUAAAGGAGAUCUCAAAGGAAACCACAGAGGAUGAAGCAAAGGAAAAUGUGAGAGACAAGGAACAGGGGCAAUCUUUUACACCGUCUGCAACAAAAGAAAAAGAAAAAGAGGUCCUAAAGCCUUAUACACCCAAAGCACCAUAUCCUCAACGUUUGAUGAAAAGUGAAAAGGAUGGCCAAUUCUCCAGAUUCUUGGAGAUUUUCAAGAAGCUUCAAAUCAACAUUCCGUUUGCUGAGAAAUUGAAGGAUCCAGACAGUUUCCAAAUCCCCUGUAUCAUAGGAGAAGUCAUGGUGGAGAAGGCCUUGUGUGACUUAGGGGCCAGUAUCAAUUUGAUGUCUCUAACAAUGAUGAGAAGAAUGAAGAUUGAGGAAGCCAAACCAACAAGAAUGGCCCUCCAAUUGGCAGAUCGAACUUUUAAAUUCCCUCAUGGGAUAGUUGAGGAUUUGUUGGUGAAAGUGGAAGAUUUUAUAUUCCCGGCCGAUUUUGUGGUGCUAGAUAUGGAGGAAGAAGCCAAAGCCUCCAUAAUUCUGGGAAGACCUUUCCUGGCUACUGCUGGGCUUCGAUAA
Molecule: messenger RNA, 768 nt
Organism: Arachis duranensis
Lineage: Eukaryota; Viridiplantae; Streptophyta; Magnoliopsida; Fabales; Fabaceae
Exons: 2
Coding region: 1-768 (255 amino acids)
Source: RefSeq, a predicted model, not a curated record